Molecule: messenger RNA, 1096 nt
Organism: Raphanus sativus (radish)
Lineage: Eukaryota; Viridiplantae; Streptophyta; Magnoliopsida; Brassicales; Brassicaceae
Product: putative homeobox-leucine zipper protein ATHB-51
Exons: 3
Coding region: 188-847 (219 amino acids)
Biological process (GO): positive regulation of DNA-templated transcription
Cellular component (GO): nucleus
Molecular function (GO): DNA-binding transcription factor activity, RNA polymerase II-specific; sequence-specific DNA binding
Source: RefSeq, a predicted model, not a curated record
ACAAAGUGUAUAGAAGAGAACCUUCUUGUCACGCCUCUCUUACUCUUGUCUUGUGGUCCAAUAAAACCCUAAUUUUCUUUUCGUCAGUUUCUCCACUAUAUUAGAUCCUACAACUUUCAUGCUUUUUACUUGUCUCUCAUAUCUUCUUAUUAAGAUUCACAAGAACGGAUAAGAAAAAAGAAAAGAAAUGGAAUGGUCAACGACAAACAACUUAGAAAACGUGAGAGUUGCUUUUAUGCCGCCGCCAUGGCCGGAGUUGAACUCCUUUAACUCACUCCAUAGCUUCAACUAUGAUCCUUAUGCAGCAGGUCAUUCAUACAUGCAUGGCGAUACACAAACCGGACCGGUUAUCUCUGUACCUGAAUCAGAAAAGAUCAUCAAUAAUGAGUACCGAUUACCAAGCAACAACAAAGAGAUAACAAAGAAGAAAAGACUAACGAGUGGACAAUUAGCUUCACUUGAACGGAGUUUUCAAGAUGAGAUCAAACUAGAUUCAGACAGGAAGCUGAAGCUGUCAAGAGAGCUUGGUUUGCAGCCACGUCAGAUAGCGGUUUGGUUCCAGAACCGCCGUGCACGCUGGAAGGCAAAGCAGCUCGAGCAGCUGUACGAUUCGCUUAGGCAAGAGUACGACGUCGUUUCUAGAGAGAAGCAGAUGUUACAUGAGGAGGUGAAGAAGCUGAGAUCUAUACUAAGAGACCAGGGAUUAAUCAAGAAGCAGAUCUCCGGUGUGACUAGUGGGGAAGACACGACGGAGAUUGCAUCUGUGGUGACCACCAAAGUGUACGGUCCUGAUCAAUACAACAAUCAGAUGGUUGUCGCUUCCUCUUGCUGGACGCCUUACCCGUGAUAGCUGCUGCUGAUCUUAGAGACAGAGAGCUUUAGACUAGUCAGGGUACUUUCAAGUGGUGUUGCACUAUGAGACAAGCUUUUGCUCAUUGUACGAUCUUAAAACAUAAAGGGACCAUUCUUGUGUCCCACGCUUAUCAAUCUAUUCAUUCCACGGUCUCGUUAUUUGAAAGUUGUAUUUGCCUUCGUUUUCUCUUACUUAGCUGCAUGCAAGUACUGGCUUUUUGUUCUUUUUUUUUUUUGAAACACU